GCAUGGCUAUAUCCAUAUCAGGGAUAGCCCGAUCCUUCCCUGCUCCUAACAGAGUUAGCCAACCCUUUUGCGAGUUGUCAAUUGGGCUAAUUUGGGCCUUCGCUUUAUGCAUGCCUGAUGCGCUCCUUCGUGGCUUAUCCUCGUCCUUUUGAGUCCUUGUCGCCGGCACAGGACAUCAAAGAACAGCUGCUGGCCGCCAGACAGGUGAGAAUCAAAAUGGAACUUGAUCAAAGGACAACACGCAGGCAGCUAACUUUUUCACCAAAAGGUGCGGAGCAUUCGAAGAAUUCGUAA
This is a messenger RNA of Drosophila mauritiana, 294 nucleotides long. RefSeq lists its product as uncharacterized. The record is from RefSeq and is a predicted model, not a curated record. The transcript has a single exon. Bases 118 to 294 code for a protein of 58 amino acids. NCBI's taxonomy places the organism in Eukaryota, Metazoa, Arthropoda, Insecta, Diptera, Drosophilidae.